AUGGGAAGGGCCGCGGUCGCGAAACAUAAGUCGACAAAGUUAGUGUUUGCAUGCGUUGGGCUUCUUGGAGCUGUCCUCAUCGCUGAUCUGCUUUGGGCGUCUUCUUCCUCUUAUACUUCUUCCUAUCUCCUUUUAUCUAAGAAUCUUCAGAAAUCUGGGGACAUAACUGUACCCCAUUUUCGAAAUAGCACCCAGACAAAGGAUAAAAAAGGUGUUCUGACUGAGAGAGUCUUGUCAGCAACAUUUGCAGACUUACCUGGCCCGAAAUUAAAAUGGGAGAAGAUGCCGACGGCACCAGUGCCACGUCUAGAUGGCGCAGCUAUACAGAUCAAGAAUCUUCUCUUUGUCUUUGCUGGAUACGGAACCAUCGACUAUGUACAUUCUCAUGUUGAUGUAUACAACUUUUCCGAUAAUACAUGGGGAGGAAGGUUUGAUAUGCCAAAAGAAAUGGCACAUUCUCAUCUGGGAAUGGUAACAGAUGGGAGGUAUAUUUAUGUGGUUACUGGACAAUAUGGUCCACAGUGUAGAGGGCCCACAUCACGUACAUUUGUGCUGGACAUUGAAACCAAGCAAUGGCGAGACAUGCCACCGUUACCAGUGCCUAGGUAUGCUCCGGCAACCCAACUUUGGAAAGGUAGACUACAUGUGAUGGGUGGCAGCAAAGAGAAUCGACACACACCAGGAUUAGAUCAUUGGAGUAUAGCAGUGAAGGAUGGCAAAGUUUUAGAGAAGGAGUGGCGUAGUGAGAUACCCAUUCCCCAAGGUGGACCUCACAGGGCCUGCAUUGUUGUGGAUGAUCGAUUGUAUCUUAUUGGUGGACAAGAGGGCGAUUUUAUGGCCAAACCUGGUUCACCAAUUUUCAAGUGCUCUCGCAGAAAUGAGGUUGUAUAUGAUGAUGUUUACAUGCUAGAUGAUGAGAUGAAGUGGAAAGUGUUGCCUCCGAUGCCAAAGCCUGAUUCACACAUAGAGUUUGCUUGGGUAAUUGUUAACAAUUCUAUCGUUAUAGUUGGAGGCACAACAGAGAAGCAUCCGGUAACCAAGAAGAUGACACUGGUUGGGGAAGUGUUUCAAUUUAAUUUAGACACACUGGUUGAAUAUGAUUGCCCUGGUAUUUUGCCUAACUGGUCAGUGGUUGGAAAACUUCCUUACCGUGUGAAGACGACUCUAGUGGGGCUUUGGGAUGGAUGGUUGUACUUCACGUCAGGGCAACGGGACAAAGGACCUGAUGAUCCAGCACCAAGGAAAGUCAUUGGUGAGAUGUGGCGAACUAAAUUGCACUUGUAA
Molecule: messenger RNA, 1284 nt
Organism: Thlaspi arvense
Lineage: Eukaryota; Viridiplantae; Streptophyta; Magnoliopsida; Brassicales; Brassicaceae
Source: the annotation of a GenBank genome assembly